UAGAAAAACCGGAGAUACACGAUUACAGGAGUGAGGGUUAACAAUUUGAAAUUGGGAGCGAAAUCGUUGAUCGUUUUUCGUUCAUGAUAUUUUCGGAGUAGCAGUCGGUUGGAGAGAUUCGAGUAAUCGAGUGCCACCAUUACAUUACUUCUUAAACUACGCAUACGGCAUAAUCUCCUCUGUCGGUUUUGUAGAGCAUCAAACUUGGAGGAACUUAUCAAGUGAUGGAUAGAAUCAGCACUCUUCCUCAAGGCAUAAUUGAAAAAAUUCUAACUUUAAUGCCACUUCAAGAUGCAGUAAAGACGAGCAUUCUGUCAAGGAAAUGGAGGUAUUGCUGGACAAGCAUGCCAAAACUUACAUUUACUGUGCUUAAUCUCUCAUCUGAUAGCAAAGAAGUCAAUAAACAUAAGCUUCUCAAAGACAUCUUCCAUGUUUUCAUUCUACACACGGGUCCGCUUUUAGAAUUCUGUAUCUACAUCAAUAAUACAGAAAUUGCUAAUGAAAUUGACCCGAUAAUACUUCAUCUUUCAAGGACCAAAAAUAUAAAGAAGUUCAAGUUUGUGAAAAUCUUAAACGACUGCUACAAGCUACCCCUUUCCUUCUUUUCUUUGCAAGGAUUAGAACACCUAGAUCUCACGGGUUGUGUAGUUAAUCCUCCAUUAAUAUUUAAUGGAUUUAGUAUGCUAAGGAGCCUGUGCUUUAGCAGUUGUAUAAUCACUGUCGAGGUGCUUCUACAAUUCCUUACACAUUGCCCACUACUUGAGGAGUUUACCUUGGUUUUAUAUGAUGUAACACACUAUAUAGAGCUACAACAGUGCACAUUUGUAGAGUUGUUUAAGUGUUUAUCUUCGGUUCAGGUUCUGAAAUUAUCUAGGUUUUGUAUCGAGGACUUUGAUGCAGAUGGUAGUUGUAUGCCACAUAAGCUCCCCACUCCACUAGUCUACUUGAGGGUACUUGUUCUUGAUGUAUGUUUUCUGCAAGAGGAUGAGAUUUAUUGUCUUCUAUGUUUGAUCAACAGCUCCCCAAAUUUGGAGAAGAUUAAUCUAGAGAUGUGUUGGGAUCAUGAUGAGUGUGGUGAACAAAAUUUCAACAAGUUAUUUGAUCUUGAAGAUCACUUGGAUCUUAAGUUGGAUCAUCUUAAAGAACUGGAGAUAACAAGUUUCUAUAAUGUGGGAUAUGAGAUGGAGUUUGUGAAGCUCAUCAUGGCUAAGUCACCUGUGUUAAAGUUAGCACGAAUAAAGCUUAAUCCAAAUGUUUCUGUUGAUGAAGAAAUUAAGAUGUUUCAAGAUUUGGUGAGACUGCCAUUUCCACGUGCAUCACCAACAGCAAACUUCAUUAUCGAACGCAUGCCGUUUAACUAAAUGUGUUGGUCAAGAUAUAAUAUUUUGUCAAAGGAUAGUGUCUUUAUGGUCUAUUUUGAUCUUAUUUGGAUGUCUUUAUGGGUUGAUUAUGGGUAUUAUGGUAGUUAGUACUUUCUAUUUCAAUCUCUCUUUAGAUUA
Molecule: messenger RNA, 1499 nt
Organism: Lactuca sativa (garden lettuce)
Lineage: Eukaryota; Viridiplantae; Streptophyta; Magnoliopsida; Asterales; Asteraceae
Product: F-box/FBD/LRR-repeat protein At1g13570
Molecular function (GO): protein binding
Source: RefSeq, a predicted model, not a curated record